GUCAUCAACACCUCCAUCAUCCGCAGGUGGAAUGGGUUUGUCCCCAGGCGAAAGACGACUCGCUCGUUUCUUAUGCUAUUCCCUCGCGGUUAUUGUUGUCAUCGCUUUCGUCCUCUGGCCGCCCGUCUCUUAUGCCUCAGUGACGGCGCAGAAAGGGAUACAGGGCGCCCGAGACCACCUAGAUUCUAUAAGAAAUGAGACCCUGGGGGUCCAAAAGGUGUUCGCUAUCAGUCUUCCUAGUAGAUUGGAUAAACGCGACAACAUUGUCCUGGGUUCGUCUGUCAGCGACUUCCAUGUUGAAUUUAUCGACGGGAUGGUUCCAGAUGAGAUAGACCCAAAGACCUACCCCUAUAACUGGAACUAUGAUAAUCGACCAGUUGAGUACGCAGCUCGACGAUCACACGUCAAUGCAAUGCAAAAGAUUGUGAGCGAAAGACUCGGCAGCGCCAUUAUUAUGGAGGACGAUGCGGACUGGGAUGUAUCCAUCAAAACUCAGCUCCAAAACCUCGCCAUUGCAGUCCGGGCUCUUCAGCAAGACGAUCCUGUCUCGGACUCGCCAUACGGCCAUGAUUGGGAUAUUCUCUGGCUAGGACAUUGUGGCCUUGAAUGCCACACUCAGCAACCUUCUUUCAUAACGCCAAAUGACUCUACUGUUCUCCCACCCCAUCACUUCUUACCAUACUGGCGCGACCCCCCACCGGUCCACAGGCCAGAUGACUCGCGCCUAACAUGCACAGUGAGCGACGGGGUUUGCUCUAUCGUCUAUGCCGUGAGCUUUCGCGGGGCACAACGGAUUCUAGCCGCCCUAUCGGUAAACCCAUCCGACAUCGCAGAGAAAAUUGACAUCGGGGCGCAGUUUGACGUCUCCCUGGGCCGUAUGUGUGGGAAUAGGUUCUUGACGUGUUUUGGAGCAUACCCCUCUCUUACUGGUGGUUACAAGGCGGCUGGGCCGGCAGCAAAAGGGUCUGAUAUCAAUGGCCCUGCUGUGGACGGCGGGCCAGUCGAGGGUCCCUUUAGUAGUGGUGUCAUGUAUAGCACGAUGCUCAAUAUUAACCGGCUUCUAAAUGGAGAAACGAUUGUUCGCUCGACUUGGGAUGAUGCUCUGGUGCCAGAAAUUGACCCUCGUAGUAUCCCUGUGCUAGGAGGGAAUUUACAGGGUUGAACUAGGACAGUUGGCGAAUGGUUCUAUUGAAUGAUUUAGCUUUGAUUUUAUAAUAUCCCAUUUCUGCUGAUCGAUACAAGUAACACUUAUAUCCGAGUUCUC
Aspergillus versicolor CBS 583.65 is the source of this 1264-nucleotide messenger RNA. RefSeq lists its product as uncharacterized. The record is from RefSeq and is a predicted model, not a curated record. The transcript is spliced from 4 exons. Bases 32 to 1162 code for a protein of 376 amino acids. NCBI's taxonomy places the organism in Eukaryota, Fungi, Ascomycota, Eurotiomycetes, Eurotiales, Aspergillaceae.